AUCAAUGCUGAGCAACAGCUAAUCGAAACAUUUGUAACGUCAGCAAAGACGGUAUAUAGCAAGUACGAAAUGAAGACAAUCCUAGUGUUCGUUGCCGUUAUGGCAUUGGCAGUUGCUGCCCCAGUAGAGGAUAAGGACGCCCAGAUUGUACAAUACGAAAAUGAUAAUCAGGGCAUCGAAGGGUACAAUUUCAAAUACGACACGAGCAACGGAAUUCAACGAUCGGAACAGGCACAACUGAAAAGUUUUGGUGACGAAAUCAGUGCCUUGGUUGUUCGAGGAUCCUACUCGUACGUUGGUGCCGACGGGCAAACCUACACCGUAAAUUACAUCGCCGAUGAAAACGGAUUCCAACCGGAGGCCCCUCAUAUUCCCAAAGCGUAGUUUGAAGAGAGCGUCGUCUGUUUUAGGUGUAAGUUGGGAAUGAAUAAAAAG
Messenger RNA from Malaya genurostris, 435 nucleotides. RefSeq names its product endocuticle structural glycoprotein ABD-5-like. Gene Ontology annotation, cellular component: chitin-based extracellular matrix. NCBI's taxonomy places the organism in Eukaryota, Metazoa, Arthropoda, Insecta, Diptera, Culicidae. The record is from RefSeq and is a predicted model, not a curated record. The transcript has 2 exons. Gene Ontology annotation, molecular function: structural constituent of chitin-based larval cuticle. The coding region runs from base 70 to 384 and encodes 104 amino acids.